Molecule: messenger RNA, 1869 nt
Organism: Pedinophyceae sp. YPF-701
Lineage: Eukaryota; Viridiplantae; Chlorophyta; Pedinophyceae
Source: the annotation of a GenBank genome assembly
AUGUCGCGCCCAGGCACGGCCGAGACCGGGGGCUCCCAGAAGCGCUGGGGCGAGGAUGCCGAGCGCGCGCGUGACGUCGAGCGGGAGAACGCCGCAGGGAUGAUCUACCCAGAGACCCCACCGUCUACCGCGCCAAAACCAGGCUCCCGCGGGGGUGAGGAUGUCCAGCAGGGCGUCGAGGAGGGGGCGCUGGGCCUCACACCGGGCGUGUCGGAGCGGGACGUGAGCUUCGCGCCCGACGUGGAGGAGCCCGUGCACACCACGCUGCCGCACCAGCCGUUUCCGAUCCAGAAACAGGAGUCCGUGCCUCCCUCGCGGCACACGAGCGACCUGGCGAGCCCCCGCGGCGCCAACAUUGCGCGUGCCACCACGGCGGGCGGACCGCAGACCCAGGAGGUCGCGGAGGAAGUGAUCCGGGCGUUCCAGGAGCUCAACGCCGUGCACAGGGAGUCCGCCGUGACCGAGGGCUCCCCCCCGAUCGACUCUCAAGUCAGUUUCAAGGCCGACGGAGGCGCGGACGCCGCGUCCCAGGAGUCCGACGCGAGCCGAGACGAACGCAUCCGUGCGGCGGUCGCGCGCGACCAGGCGGCCGUGAUGCGCAAGACGAUGGAGCGGAUGGAGCAGCAGAUGCUGCAGGCCGGGCUGCGGGGGAAGCAGUCGCACCAGUCGCUCGGGGACGCGCUCGGGCGGUGGGAGGAGGUGCAGAAGGACGUGAUCGAGCGGUGGAACGGCGACAACGACUUCGCGAAGGUGGACAUCAUGCUGGGCGCGUUGCUGCGGCAGGGGGCCUUCGGGGACGCGUACCGGUACCUGCGGAAGGUCGCGUCGGUCGUGGCGGCGAUCCUGAAGAAGCUGCACCGGAAGGGCGUGGAGACGGGCGCGCUGGAUCCGUCGGAGCCGGAGCCCGUGGGGAUUCUCGGGAGCAUGGGGGGCGGGGGCGCGACGGCGGGGGCCACGGGGCGCGGGGCGACCAGCGGCGCCAUGACGAGCCAGGCGCACACGCACCGGCGGCAGGCCGAGGCGAACUCGCAGAAGAUCCAGGAGAUGAAGAACCAGCUCGAGCUGCUGGAGCUGUCGAUGGAGAAGCUGCGGCAGGAGAACGCGGCGCUGAAGAUCCUCAACCACAGCGACCGGCAGACGGUCAAGGAGAAGGAGGCGGAAAUGAGCACGCUGCUGAGCAGGCUGACGACCAAGGGCGCGGAGCUGCAGACGGAGGCCAUGCGGAGCGAGCACAUCAAGAGGACGUUGGCGGCCGCGAACGACCAGGUCCGGAAGCUGGUCGAGGCGUUGAAGCAGUCGCAGGCCGAGACGCGCCUGGCGAACCAGCACGCCUCGCAGCUGCGUUCCAAGGUCCUCGUUGCGCGCGAGGAGACGCGAAUGAAGGGCGGGGACGAGGACAUGCUCCGCGUGAUGCUGACGGACUCGGAGGACAAGAUUUUGGAGCUGAAGAAGGUCGUGGCGUCGCGGAACGCGGCGCUCGCGGCCGGGAAGCGCGCCCACGACGAAGCGAAGGCCAAGCUGCAGGACAGGAUCUCCGCGCUGGAGGCGCAGCUGGCGGAGCGCGACGCCCUGCUGGCGAAGAGCGGCGUUGCAGUGCCGGGCGCGCGCGGCGAGGCCGGUGCGGGGGACGGGGACGGCGCUGCGGACGAGGGCGGCGAGGAGGCGGAGGAGGAGAAGGGCAAGGAGGGGAAGGCGGGGGUGCUGUUCCCGGCGCCGCCAGGGCGGAAGAAGCGCAUGAAGCAGGUGGCGGGGGUGUACGCGGCGGGGCCGGUGGGGAGGCGGAAGGACGGGAGCCCGAAGAAGGGGCGCGGGCGGCCGGCGCCAGCUGCGUCGGAGUCGCAGAAGCAGGUCGGGGAGGUGGAAGCGUAG